GUUGGAAAUGGAGGAAGAGGCAGACACAUAUGUUUUACCUGGAGUCCAAGAAAAAUCCACAGGGUACUUUCGCUUUCUCCAAUCCUGCAGAAGGACUGGAGGGGGGCUGGCUUUGACCCAGCAGGCUCAGCCCGUUUCCUUUGAGGAGGUCGCUGUCUGCUUCUCCAAAGGAGAAUGGUCCCUCUUGGAUCCCAGUCAGAGAGUCUUGUACAAGGAGGUGAUGCAGGAGAAUUAUGAAAAUGUGACCUCUCUCGUUGUCUCGCUCACCGGUUUGGGUCCAAACUCCUGGAUGGAGGAAGAAGACGAAGCUGUUUUGGGUCUACGCUCACAACUUUCUGAGAAAGGGGACAAUCAGGCUGUCGGCAUUGCAGUAUCCCAGGAGCAAGAGAAGAGCAAGGAGAAGGAGAAGACACGAAUCGGCAAAGGAAGGAAACCAAAAACAUGUCCCAAGUGUGGGAAAGUAUUCAAUCAGGAUAUCCCCUUUCUGAAGCAUAGGCAGAUGCACCAAAGGACCACUCCCUAUCAGUGUUCGGAUUGCGGGAAGGUCUUCAGCCAGCGGUCCCAUCUUACCAAACACAAGAAGGCGCACAAAAAAGAGAAGCGGUUCAGCUGCUCCGACUGCGGGAAAACCUUCCACCGGAGUUCCCACUUCUAUUCCCACCAGCGGACCCACCGUGGGAUCAAGCCUUUCAAGUGUUCGGGCUGUGGGAAAAGCUACACCCGGAUGCCCGACCUUCGGAGGCACCAGAAAUCCCACACGGGAGAGAAAUCGCACCAGUGUUCCGACUGCGGGAAGAGUUUCGGCUUGUACUCGUCCCUGGUCAAGCACGAAAGGAUCCACACGGGAGACAAGCCGUACAAAUGUCCCAGCUGCAAGAAGAGCUUCUGCCAGAGGACCCACCUCAUUGUGCAUAAGAGAACCCACACCAAGGACAGGCCCUUCAAGUGCUCGCUCUGCCACGCCGGCUUUGUUCAAAAGGCGCACCUGGUUUCGCACCAGAGGUCCCACACGGGGGAGAAACCCUUUCGUUGCCACAGCUGCGGCAAAAGCUUUAAGCGCAACUCCACCCGCGUGAAGCAUGAGAAGAGACACGAGAAGGAAAGCGGGGCACCUUCACUCCCUCUCAGCACUUCCCCGUCACGUAGUCCUCCAAGACCAAACUGGAGGUCCAGAUUGAGAAACGUGGGAAGACUUGAAAAAGCCGCUGCGUAA
This is a messenger RNA of Protobothrops mucrosquamatus (brown spotted pit viper), 1213 nucleotides long. Its product is annotated as zinc finger protein 436. The transcript has 6 exons. Bases 8 to 1213 code for a protein of 401 amino acids. Gene Ontology annotation, biological process: regulation of transcription by RNA polymerase II. The record is from RefSeq and is a predicted model, not a curated record. Lineage: Eukaryota; Metazoa; Chordata; Lepidosauria; Squamata; Viperidae. Gene Ontology annotation, molecular function: RNA polymerase II cis-regulatory region sequence-specific DNA binding; DNA-binding transcription factor activity, RNA polymerase II-specific.